This is a messenger RNA of Gymnogyps californianus (California condor), 696 nucleotides long. RefSeq names its product F-box only protein 36-like. The record is from RefSeq and is a predicted model, not a curated record. The transcript is spliced from 5 exons. Lineage: Eukaryota; Metazoa; Chordata; Aves; Accipitriformes; Cathartidae. Gene Ontology annotation, molecular function: protein binding. The coding region runs from base 1 to 696 and encodes 231 amino acids.
AUGAAGAUUUCCACUGAAAUCUACCUGAACAGGUUGGCACAGAUACGUGGACACCGUCGCUGUGACAAGACUGGGGAGCAGGCUGAGCUGAAGCAGCGGGUCCACAGGAGCAGUCUUGGCAGACGGGGGGUUAGUUUUGCUCCUUACAGGUUCGGAGGAGCAAGCACCACAGUGUCCCUUCUGCAGGAGACCCUUCACGAGCUCCACUGCCAGUCUCCUCCCCCCGGCAAAGACUUCCACCGCUUCCCCAUCCCCUGCGCAGAGGUGAUCUGGAGUACUUGGAGGAUUUCCUUUCAACCUAGCCAAGAGAAGGUUUUCCCAAAGGAGGUGAAGAAACUCCAUACAGAAUUUCUGCUGGAUCAGCAGUUACAGAAGCGGGUGAGGAACAUCUUUGGCAACAACACGCUGGAGUACACAGUUAAUUUAUGUCAAAGGCAUUAUAAUUUUCUCAUCCGAAUGCCCAAGAACCUAAUUGUACACAUGCUGUCAUUUCUAGAUGCUGAUGACCUUCAACAGCUGUCAAAAACAUGCAAGAAGUUCCAGCAGUUAUUCAGCAGUGAAGAAUUUUGGGAGAGAGUUAAACUGUUAAGAGAGAAACCAGCUCUUGGUAAGAAGAAGAUGACAUUUUCAGUCUUCAAGAAGAGCUUCAAUGAAAAGCCCAAGCGGAUGCAGAGAAGACAGAGUGCAUUCUUUUAA